Alternaria atra is the source of this 267-nucleotide messenger RNA. RefSeq lists its product as uncharacterized. NCBI's taxonomy places the organism in Eukaryota, Fungi, Ascomycota, Dothideomycetes, Pleosporales, Pleosporaceae. The record is from RefSeq and is a predicted model, not a curated record. The transcript is spliced from 3 exons. The coding region runs from base 1 to 267 and encodes 88 amino acids.
AUGCCACUAAGAAUUCUUUUGAAGUCUAUCCUGCACAAUACACUGGAACGCCGCCUCCAAUAUCCAAUGGCUUACAACCUCGAAAUAUCUCCGAACAAUCAUUUAUCAUCAUCACUUCUGUACUUACCGCUACGCCCAUCUUGGCCAUCUUUAUUGGUGUCAUACACUUUGUUCGUUGUCGACACCGGCGGCAAGAAGAUGAGAAGCAUCAACAACGAGAUAUCGAACAAAGUCUACAGCGAGCUCGAAGACCAGUACUCACCAUAG